UUUAUAAGGAAAUAAUAUUACAUAUAUGAUAAAUAUUUCAGCAAUUUAUCUUCAUUCUAAUGUUUGUAAAUAAAUUAAAAAUAAUAAAAUGUAGUGAAGAUUUAUACAUACAUACGAUACAAGGAUUUUCUAGCACAUGUAAGAAGACAGAGUGAAUACUUUGUACUACCGGUUACCUCGCUACUCGCGAAAGAGGUGCAGGUUUUGUGUAUAUUUAACCAUAAUGACUGCGUUAAGUGGUUUUAUGGAAUUUUUUCAAAAAGGGAAGGUGAAUACAUUUAGGCCAAAAAAAAAAUUUGCUCAUGGCACAUUACGAUAUUCUUUGCAUAAACAAGCACAAGCUUCAUUGAAUUCAGGAAUUAAUUUGAGAUCUGUUGUGAAAUUACCACCAGGAGAAGAUCUGAACGAUUGGAUUGCAGUUCAUGUGGUAGACUUUUUUAAUAGAAUAAAUCUGAUAUAUGGUACUGUAUCUGAAUAUUGUGAUUCUGCGUCUUGUCCAACAAUGAGUGGCGGAGCUCGUUUUGAAUACUUAUGGGCAGAUGGUGAAAAAUAUAAAAAACCUACUGCACUGCCAGCACCACAAUAUGUUAGCCUUCUUAUGGAUUGGAUUGAAGCACAAAUUAAUAAUGAAACCAUUUUUCCCGUAUCAACAGAUGUACCAUUUCCAAAAACAUUUGUACCACUCUGUAGGAAAAUUUUGACACGUUUGUUCAGAGUUUUUGUUCAUGUCUAUAUACAUCAUUUUGAUCGUAUUGUAGCAAUAGGAGCAGAAGCACAUGUAAAUACAUGUUACAAACACUUUUACUAUUUUGUAACAGAAUUUGAAUUAAUAAAUACAAAAGAAUUAGAACCAUUGGCUGAAAUGACUGCUAAAGUUUGCAAGGAUACUGCAUCACCAACACAAGCAACAGCACCAUCAAGUAAUGCUAGAUAGUUGUAAGCUUAAUAACUGCAUGAAGUCAUAAUCAAAUUAGAACGAAACAAAUUUGCUUUAAUGUAAGUAAAAUAGACAAUGACCAUACAAUUUUAUUGCCUUUCAAAAAGUAUUGCAAAAUUUUUAUUACUAGGAUACCACAGGAUAAUAUUAUUUUUUUGCAAUUUACAGAAUCAAAGAAUUUCAACAAAUGCUUUAUUGUGUACAGUGCUUAAGUUCUUUAAUUAUAAUAUUGAUAUCUUUGGGAUAUCUUAUUAAUGUAACUAUAUCUCUCUCUUCCUGGUUAGCCAUAUUAAAUGCGUAACAAAUGAAACAAUUAGAUUUUGAAAAUCUAUACUUUUUGUGCGUAAAUAGUUACAGCAAUUAUUACAAUAAUUGUAACAGUAAGCAAUUAAUGUAUAAACAUACAAGUCAUGUUUUUACAAUUGUAUGUCUUAAAAUUAGUUUAUGUAUCUUUAAAUGUACAGAUUAACACUUGUACUCAAGCAAUUUUAUACGUCGAGUUUUAUAAAUAGACUAAUAAUUUUAUAAAUAGAUUAUUUAUGAUACAUAUUAAUUUUAUAAAUAGAUUGUAUUUAUAAAAUUAUUUUAUAAAAUAUAUUUGUAUAUAUAAUUUUGCGUCAUUAAGAUGUUUGUGUAAUAUUCUUAUAUAUUGCAUUUAAAAUUAAAAACAUUUUCUAUGAAUAACACUGUACUAAUGAUAAAAAUAGAUAACAUCGCAUAUUGUAAAAAAAAAAAAAGAAAAAAGGAGUACAAAUUUAAAAAUUAAUAAAA
Molecule: messenger RNA, 1708 nt
Organism: Bombus terrestris (buff-tailed bumblebee)
Lineage: Eukaryota; Metazoa; Arthropoda; Insecta; Hymenoptera; Apidae
Gene: Mob3
Product: MOB kinase activator-like 3
Exons: 5
Coding region: 224-934 (236 amino acids)
Biological process (GO): signal transduction; positive regulation of protein phosphorylation
Cellular component (GO): cytoplasm; nucleus
Molecular function (GO): protein kinase activator activity
Source: RefSeq, a predicted model, not a curated record